Molecule: messenger RNA, 1873 nt
Organism: Papaver somniferum (opium poppy)
Lineage: Eukaryota; Viridiplantae; Streptophyta; Magnoliopsida; Ranunculales; Papaveraceae
Product: xyloglucan 6-xylosyltransferase 2-like
Exons: 1
Coding region: 416-1666 (416 amino acids)
Biological process (GO): xyloglucan biosynthetic process
Cellular component (GO): trans-Golgi network; endosome; membrane
Molecular function (GO): UDP-xylosyltransferase activity; xyloglucan 6-xylosyltransferase activity; hexosyltransferase activity
Source: RefSeq, a predicted model, not a curated record
UCCAAACUCUACUGUCAGGAAUACAGAUCCAUCGGCUCCCUUAACCGAUCUCCAUUUCAUGGUUCAUUAACUUCUCAUUUCAUCUUUUAAUAAGCAAACAACGUCCGCAAUUACCGGAACAACUCCAGAAGCACGUUUCAACGUUGAAUAUGAAUUUUGUUUGCCGGAGGAGUGCACAACCACGAUGCAGGAAUCUUUCUUCAUAUAAUUAACAUUAACAAACAAAUUGACAGGUAGAAAGAAGGAACAACAAACAGAAAACUUGCAUUUUUAAACACUUGAAUCGAGUUUCCCAAUGAAGUUAUUAUUUUUACCAUAAAAUUUACAUCUUGAAAUCCGGAUGAGCGCACAGUUUUGCUUAACAAAUCAAUCUGGUAAAUGAAACGAAGAACGUAAUAAGAAGAAGCUUAAAGAAAUGCUGGAACGAUGCUUUGGCGUUCAUUUAGCCAGAGCUGUUAACGGUAAGAUCAUUCUUCUCUGCCUCUUCACGGUUGUUAUCGUUCUUUGUGGAACUAUUGGUAGUGAAAAAUUUGGAAGUCGCCCAAAACCUGAUUUCGUUGAGCUCCAAAAUACUGUAACCACGGCAAGAGCCACUCCUGCUACUAAUUGUUCCAGCAUUAGUACUUCUGCUUCCAACGGUUCUGCUACACUCGAGUCGAUAAAACUAGACGUUGACGAGGAAGAAGACGAGGUUGUCAACUUGAACCAAACAUAUAGUUUGGGUCCUAAGGUUUCAGAUUGGGAUAAGAAAAGAUCAAAAUGGCUCAGGAAAAACCCUGAUGUUCCAAAUUUUAUCGGUCCGAAUAAGCCUAGAGUUCUUUUAGUUAGCGGUUCAUCACCAAAGCCUUGCGAGACUCCAUUUGGCGAUCAUUACCAGUUGAAGUCUAUUAAGAACAAGAUUGAUUAUUGUCGGCUUCAUAAGAUUGAGAUAUUUUACAACUUUGCUACUCUAGAUGCACAGAUGGAUGGUUUUUGGUCUAAGCUUCCACUUAUCAGGAAACUUUUACUGACUCAGCCUGGGAUUGAGUUUCUCUGGUGGAUGGAUAGUGAUGCAAUGUUUACUGAUAUGACAUUUGAGAUUCCAUGGGAAAGAUAUAAGGAUCAUAAUUUAGUACUUCAUGGCUGGGACGAGAAGGUUUAUAAUGAGAAGCAUUGGGUUGGGUUGAACACCGGAAGUUUUUUGCUUAGAAAUUGUCAAUGGACACUUGAUCUCUUAGAUGCUUGGGCGGCAAUGGGUCCAAAAGGAAUGACCAGAGUUGAAGCCGGGAAAGUCCUGACUAAGGAACUUACAGAUCGACCGGACUUUGAAGCGGAUGAUCAAUCUGCAAUGAUUUAUCUUCUAGUUACACAAAGGGAGAAAUGGGGUGACAAAGUUUACCUUGAAAGUGCUUACUUUUUGCAUGGGUUCUGGGAUAUCAUCGUCGAUAGAUAUGAAGAAAUGGUUGAGAAAUAUCAUCCAGGGCUAGGGGAUGAUCGAUGGCCACUUGUUACUCACUUUGUUGGUUGCAAGCCAUGUGGGAAGUAUGCGUCCUAUCCAAUGGACAAAUGCUUGAAACAGAUGGAUAGAGCUUUCAAUUUUGGCGAUAAUCAGAUAUUACAAAUGCUUGGGUUCACCCAUAAACCAUUGGAUAGUUGGAGAGUCAAGAGAAUUCAAAACACUUCGUAAUUAGUCGAGUCGUGUUUAUGCUGGGCAAAUGUUGCACCUCCUGUAUUUCUUGUAAUGUUCUUCCAGUAAAGUUUAGUUUACGAGAUUUAUUACUUUCUGGUAACCGAGCUCCCGUUGCAGUUGCAGUCCUCUCAUCACAAACUUGUACCAACUCCUGUAUUUGAUACAAAAAUCAGUUACAUUUGUAAGUGCAGUUGGUUUUUUUAA